AUGGCUACAAUUUCAAGCACACAAUUGAGCGACAUGGAACUAAAUAGUCUUACACAAAUAGCCAACAAAGCUGCUGAUGCUGCAGGUGAAGUAGUACGUAAAUACUACUCCAACGCUGCAAGAUUCCAGUUCAGGGAAAAAGAUGGUGACGGACCAGUCACCUGUGCUGACGUGAAAGCUGAACAGGCUAUAAGUUGUGUCAUUCUUGAAGCUUUUCCUUCACACUCUAUUUAUGGGGAGGAAACUGGUUGGCAUAAUCGCGAUAACACCAUUAUUCCUAAUCAGUUCAUAUGGGUUUUUGACCCGAUUGAUGGGACUUCAAGUUUUGUAGGUAAAGAUAAUUGUGCUUUUGGUAUUCUCAUUGGGUUGGUUUAUAAUGGAAAGCCGAUUCUUGGUUGUAUUGAUCAGCCAAUCUUGAAACUCAGGUGGGUUGGGGUUAAGGGAAAAGGAACUACGAUUAAUGGUGAGAGAGUUUACACAUUGGAUUGUUGUGAUCUUGGUAAAGCUAGGGUUCAUUUAAAGGUACCGAAUUAUAACGAUGACGCGAAGAGAGCGUAUGAUUGUCUAUCGAAGAAGGUGGGGAAGAAGUUGUUUAAUGGGAACUGUGUUGUUUUUGGUGAGUUGGCUUCGGGUUUUGUUGAUGUUGUGGUUGAUUGUGCACUUGAUCCUUAUGAUUUUCUUGCACUUGUUCCGGUCGUUGAGGGUGCUGGUGGUGUUGUUACUGAUUGGGAAGGACGUGAGCUUGAGUGGAAUGCUGAUACUCCAGUGCCUGAAGGUGGGUUUAAGAUUGUUGCUACUGCUGGGAAAACCAUUCAUCAACAUGUUAUUAAUGCACUAUCACAAUAA
Molecule: messenger RNA, 846 nt
Organism: Lycium barbarum (goji berry)
Lineage: Eukaryota; Viridiplantae; Streptophyta; Magnoliopsida; Solanales; Solanaceae
Product: bifunctional phosphatase IMPL2, chloroplastic-like
Exons: 1
Coding region: 1-846 (281 amino acids)
Biological process (GO): L-histidine biosynthetic process
Molecular function (GO): phosphoric ester hydrolase activity
Source: RefSeq, a predicted model, not a curated record